AUGAGGAACGAUCUCGAUCACCUUCUACCUUACCCCUAUAUUACAAUUCUGAGUUAAUUUUGGAAAUGCAUGACGUCUACGUAGAGCAAAAGUCGAUAGGGAUCCUACAAUCCUAUAAGGGAUCUCAGCACCGCAUUCAUAAACUUCGUGUUAAGGAAAGACCAAUUCACAAGGGACAUGGAAUCUCCAAGAGAACCGAGCUCCUGAGCAAAA
This is a messenger RNA of Acaulospora morrowiae, 213 nucleotides long. The record is from the annotation of a GenBank genome assembly. NCBI's taxonomy places the organism in Eukaryota, Fungi, Glomeromycota, Glomeromycetes, Diversisporales, Acaulosporaceae.